Messenger RNA from Nasonia vitripennis (jewel wasp), 957 nucleotides. RefSeq lists its product as uncharacterized. NCBI's taxonomy places the organism in Eukaryota, Metazoa, Arthropoda, Insecta, Hymenoptera, Pteromalidae. The transcript has a single exon. The record is from RefSeq and is a predicted model, not a curated record. Bases 1 to 957 code for a protein of 318 amino acids.
AUGACAAAAACGCUCACCAAGCAGAAGAAUGUCAACGCACAGAUCAAGGAUGGACUUCCGCUUGUAGCAUCCGUCUUAAUAGAAGAUGUUACGCUUCUUGACAAGAUGGAAGAGGCUGCUCAAAACCAGCCUCUCCAACCGGGAGGUAAGGGCCAACGAAGCAGUAAGACGCUCCCAAAGAAAAAAAGGGCACGGGCACCAUCCGACGGGGAAGGCGAUAUCCCCACUAAAAAAGAUAAGAGGGAGACAAUCUCUCCCUCUACAAGCUUGAACAAAGAAGAGGACAACGCGAGACCACAACCACCGUGGGAACUAGCGGCCAGCAGGAAGGCAAAGAAGAAAGAACAAGGCAUUCAGGAGAAAAGCCAGCAACCAAGGAAGAAGAAAGAUGAGAAGGCACCGCGACAAAGGAGGGACGCGAUUCUCAUCAGACCAGAAACGGGGAAUACCUACGCCGAGAUCUUGGGACAGAUCAAGACAACGGUAAAACCGGAGCAACUGAAUGCGGAGGUGAAGUCCGUCCGUAAGACAAGAGACGGCGGCGUGCUGGUGGUUGUAGACAAGAGCGAUGACAAAAUGGAAUCGCUCAAGACGGCUAUCCAAAGCGCAAUCGGAGAAGCAGGCACAGUCAGCGGCAAGAUCCCCAAAACCACAUUGGAGAUCCGGGACAUUGACAGCCUCACAACGAAGAAGGAGGUUGCUGAUGCAAUCGCAGCUGAGACGGGCUCCGACAACGAAGAUGCAAAAAUGCAUCUGUUCAAGCCGAACACGAGGGUGGCAGUGGUCGAGAUGGAUCAGACCAAGGCCGCCGCACUGCUCAAAAAAGGGAAGAUCCGUAUCGGGUGUGUUAACUACCGGGUGCGUGUUCGAGCGAGCGUCACGCGAUGCUACCGAUGCCUCGGCUACGGUCACGUUAAAGUGCAAUGCAAGGGUACCGACAGAAGCACCAACUGCUGA